AUGUCCGACGUAGCUGCCAAAUACCAAUCUGUUCAAGGUGAACUAGAAGAAUUAAUUAUUGCAAGACAAAAAUUGGAAACACAAUUGCAAGAAAACAAAAUAGUUAAUGAUGAAUUCAAUGAUUUGAAUGAAGAUACACCUAUUUAUAAAUUAACUGGUAAUGUCAUGUUACCUAUUGAACAAUUCGAAGCCAAAUCUAAUGUGGAAAAAAGAUUAGAAUUUAUCGAGAAUGAAAUCAAACGUUGUGAGGAAAACAUUAAAACAAAGCAAGAUGAACUGGAUAAGUUAAGAGGGGAACUAAUGAAGAUGCGCGGUGCUAACUAG
Messenger RNA from Tetrapisispora phaffii CBS 4417, 324 nucleotides. RefSeq names its product tubulin-binding prefolding complex subunit YKE2 (gene YKE2). NCBI's taxonomy places the organism in Eukaryota, Fungi, Ascomycota, Saccharomycetes, Saccharomycetales, Saccharomycetaceae. The coding region runs from base 1 to 324 and encodes 107 amino acids. Gene Ontology annotation, molecular function: protein-folding chaperone binding. The record is from RefSeq and is a predicted model, not a curated record. Gene Ontology annotation, biological process: protein folding; chaperone-mediated protein complex assembly. The transcript has a single exon. Gene Ontology annotation, cellular component: prefoldin complex; cytoplasm.